Molecule: messenger RNA, 372 nt
Organism: Sphenostylis stenocarpa
Lineage: Eukaryota; Viridiplantae; Streptophyta; Magnoliopsida; Fabales; Fabaceae
Source: the annotation of a GenBank genome assembly
AUGGAUGGCCAUGAUCAUCCAACUGGGGAGAUUCUACUGUGGGACCAUAGGAGCUCGGUGGUGACACCAGAAGAGGAUGUGUUUUACUUGGUGGCAUUUCUGAGAUCAGCAUUGGAUACUGAGACACUGGAGUACCUUACUAAUCAGAACCGUCAGAUUCUGGGAUUCUGCCAUGGUUCGGAGAUCAAGGUGAAACAGUACCUGCCCCAUUACACUACGCAGCAGGAGUGGAUGGACCACUUCGGAGAUAAGUGGACCCGAUUCAAUGCCAGGAAGAUGCAAUUCGAUCCUCGCAGAAUCUUAGCCACAGGCCAGCAAAUUUUUCAAUUUCAUCCAUCAUCAUCCUUCACCACGGAGGAGGAUGAUAUUUAA